Molecule: messenger RNA, 1715 nt
Organism: Seriola dumerili (greater amberjack)
Lineage: Eukaryota; Metazoa; Chordata; Actinopteri; Carangiformes; Carangidae
Product: ADP-ribosyl cyclase/cyclic ADP-ribose hydrolase 1-like
Exons: 8
Coding region: 111-941 (276 amino acids)
Biological process (GO): positive regulation of B cell proliferation
Cellular component (GO): plasma membrane
Molecular function (GO): phosphorus-oxygen lyase activity; NAD+ nucleosidase activity
Source: RefSeq, a predicted model, not a curated record
CAUAAAUAGACGUCCGGGCGCGAGCGACGUUGGGUGUCAACAAGCGUCCACAGCAACUUACAAACGUCCACCGGAAUUUACCCGGAGUUUCAAGUUUAGGGGACUUUUAAAUGGAGUAUACCGGAGGAUACCGACCUCCGGAUAAGAGACAGCGGAGACGCUGCGUCAUUUUAAGCGUCAUCUUUGUCCUAGUUAUUAUCAUUACACUCGCUGUUACGCUGACACUGACGCUACGUCACAAUACAGACCAACUAAAACCAAUUUUUAUUGAUAGGUGUAAGAAAUUCAGCAGAAACGACUGUGAAAAGAUAUGGGAUGUAUUUAAACAGGCAUACGUAGGGAAGGACCCUUGUGAAGUUCCCAUGGAAGCCUAUGAUCCUCUCAUUGCUGCCGCCCCCUUCAAACCUCAGUGCAACAGAAUGAUGUUCUGGAGCAAAACAAAGAAUCUGGUCCAUAAAUUCACUGCAAACAGAGAUUGUUUUCUGACCCUGGAGGACAUGCUGUUGGGAUCUGUCCUGGAUGGUCUGACCUGGUGUGGAAAGGAGGGCAGCAGUGAAACAUUCACAACCGGCUGCCCAGGUUGGAGCGAAUGCGAAAACAACCCGGUUCGCUCAUUUUGGAACCGAGCCUCAGCUGCUCUUGCAGAUGUUGCCUGUGGUGAUGUCACAGCAAUGCUAAACGGAUCCAUCACCACACCGUUCAGUCCCACGAGUGUUUUUGCGAGCAUCGAAGUUAAGAGAUUUAACGCCACCAAGAUGAAACGCCUGAAUGUUGUGCUGGUCACGCAGAAGAACGCUGUCACAAACUGCACAAAUGCAUCUUUAAAGGACUUACAGAAAGAGCUGGAUAAAGGGAUUAAAUAUAACUGCACCGAAGUGACUGAAUUUCAGAUUGAGGAGUGCAGCGACCACCCAGAGAAACCGUGUGGCUCCUGUUGGUGAAAAUGUCAGAUAACACACAACAACAACCAGCUGUCUACAGUUUGUUUUUGGGAAUCACUGAAUGUGCUUUAUUUAUCUUUUUUGUAGAUUUAAUUCUUUUCAAACACGUGGGCCAGUUUGACUUAAUGUGAAAUGUGUCUUUUUACAUAAAAUUUAAGUGGGCAUUUUUUACGAUGUGACAAAGCAUGUCCGUAUUUUGUGGUAAAAAGGUUCAUGGUGUGAUGGGGAAGCUUUGCAUCAGUUCUAUUAAGGGUUGUGGUUAAGUGUCAUAUACUGUAAGGAAGAGCACCACUGCUCCUAUCUAAUUAUGUUCAACUGACAAUCUCCUGCCCGGUGUAACACAAUUUACAAUAUUUUUUUUUUAAUUAAAAGUAUAAAUAUGAGGCUGUGAAAUUGUCUUUGGAUACUAAAGCUGGAUAAUGAAAAAAAGAUGAAUAAGAACAAUGUAUUUGAUGAGAUGGGUUUUUUUGUAUUUGAGUAUGUGUGUAUAUAAAAUCAAUCUUGAUUGAUUGUUGUCAGAUUAAGUUCAUAAAAAAGAACAAUGUUUGUAUUUUUUUAUAAUACUAAAAUAUUGCACUUACACCUUUUUUGCUAAACACUUUGAAACAAAUAUAAAACAGUUUUUGUCUCUGUUUCACUUUCUAACUAUCAACAUGUGGCUUAAAUGGGAAACUUCUUGUUAUGUAAUCUGUCAUAAAAGAAAAUCAUAAAAUACUGACAUCGAUGCAACUAUAAAAACUGUCCCGGUAUAAUGAUUAACCUACAAUAAAAUAA